Selaginella moellendorffii is the source of this 1971-nucleotide messenger RNA. Its product is annotated as pentatricopeptide repeat-containing protein At4g02750-like. The coding region runs from base 1 to 1971 and encodes 656 amino acids. The record is from RefSeq and is a predicted model, not a curated record. The transcript has a single exon. Gene Ontology annotation, molecular function: RNA binding; protein binding. Lineage: Eukaryota; Viridiplantae; Streptophyta; Lycopodiopsida; Selaginellales; Selaginellaceae. Gene Ontology annotation, biological process: RNA modification.
AUGCGUUUUGAUCGGCACGCCACAGCUGAGCUCCUCCGAAAAUGCCGAGAUCCCGUCCAAGCCCAGGCUCUCCACGCCCAGAUCGCCAGCUCCAGCCAUGGAGCCGAGGCGUUCUUCAACAAUCUUGUCAUUCACAUGUAUGCCCGGUGUGGCAAACUCGGCGAGGCUCGCUGUGUCUUCGACUCGAUGGUCAAGAGAAACAUCUUCUCCUGGAAUAUCAUCGUCUCAGCGCACACGCAGACAACUGGGUUUCUCUCCACAGCUGCAAGCUUUUACGAUCGGAUGCCUCGUUGGGAUCCGGUGGCCGCGACCGCGAUGAUCGCCGCAUUUGCCAGUGCAGGGCAAUUGUGUUCUGCAAGAGAGAUCUUCGACUGGCUGCCCACUCGAAGCACUAUAUCCGAGACUGCAAUCAUGGGCGCAUACGCUAAAGCCGGUUUCGUUCAGGAGGCGAAGAAAGUAUUCGACAUCAUCUCUCGCAAAGACGAAGUCUGCUGGAACGCCAUUGCAACAGCAUAUGCCUCAAACCGGCAUUUGCACAGAGCUCGUGGUAUCUUCGAAAAGAUUCCCCAAAGAAGCAGCGUUUGCUGGAACGCGCUCUUCUCAGCGCUGGCGCAAAACGGGCAUCUUGCGGAAUCAAAACAAGUUUUUGAUGAGAUGCCCGAGCACGACGAAUAUUCGUGGACCGGCCUCGUUACAGCAUAUGCCCGUAACGGGCAUCUGGGAGAUGCGCAGAGAAUCUUCCGCGGCAUGCCGCGGUGGUGCCCGGUUACGUGGAACGCGAUGAUGUCCGCGUGUGCCCGGAAUGGGAAUCUCCACGAGGCCGUCCGGAUGUUCGCGCGGCUCGAACACCCGACCCCCGAGGCCUGGGGAACGCUCAUCGCGGGCUACACGUCCAACGGGCGCCUCGCCGAGGCCCGGGAGCUCUUCGAUCGCAGCCCUAAUCCGGGGAUCACGUCCUGGAACGCGCUCAUUACCGCCUACAUCGACAGUGGUGAUCUGGCGGAGGCGGAGCGGCUGUUCGAUCGAAUGCCCAACCGCGCGUCCGCGUCGUGGAACACGCUCAUCAAUGGGUUCCUCCAAUUGGGCGAGAUUUCCCGCGCUAGGCGGCUCUUCGAUCGGAUGCUCGAGCCGGACACCGCGACCUACGUAUGCGUGCUCGCGGCAUAUGCCCAGAGAGGGCAUCUGGAAGAUGCGCAGAGUAUAUUCGACAGGAUGCCCGAGAAGAACCUCCUGGCCAGGACGGCGAUGCUAGUCGCGCACGCCCAGCGCGGGAGACUGGAAGAUGCGCGGAGGAUAUUCCACGGUAUGGUGGAGCGGGAUCUUGUGGCGUGGACUGCCCUGGUUGGGGCCCUUGCCCAACAGGGGCAUGUGGAGGAAGCCAAGGAGGUGUUUGAUAAGAUGCCCCACUUGGACCUCGUCUCGUGGAACGCAAUGAUUGCGGGGUACGCGCAAAAUGGACGCGUGGCAGCCGCGAGGUCGUUGUUUGCAAAAACUCCCCAUUUGGGGCUGCCCGUGUGGAACGGGAUUAUCUCGGCUUGUGCCCAAAAUGGGGAUGGGCGUGCAGCACUGGGGCUCUUCCGGGCCAUGGCGUGGGAGGGAUUCGAACCCAAUACCGUCACAUUCGUGAGCGUCCUCCUUGCGUGUAGUCGUAUAGGAUCUGUAGAGAAUACCGUCGGCUACUUUGUCUCGCUCGUUGGGGAUUUUGGCGUGGCGGCGAUGCUUGAUCACUAUAUGUGCAUGGUAGAUCAAUUGGCGCGCACUGGGCAGCUGGAUCACGCCCAGGAUCUGAUCGAGAGCAUGCCCUUUGAGCCCGAUUCGGUGGCCUGGACGAUUCUGCUGGGCGCUUGCAAUGUCCAGGCGGAUGUGGAGCAGGGAUCGCUAGCCGCGCGGCUCGCAUCGUCGCUCGAUUCCGAGAACUCAGUGCCGUAUUUGCUGCUGUCGAAUGCCUGGAUCUCUGGGUCUCCAAUUUGA